Maudiozyma saulgeensis is the source of this 1008-nucleotide messenger RNA. The record is from the annotation of a GenBank genome assembly. NCBI's taxonomy places the organism in Eukaryota, Fungi, Ascomycota, Saccharomycetes, Saccharomycetales, Saccharomycetaceae.
AUGUCUACUACAUCUACAGAAAAGAAGACUGUCGUCUUUUUAGGACCCAAAGGAACGUAUUCUCACCAAGCAGCCAUCCAACAAUUUAGUCAUUUAGAUACAAUCAUAUAUUCACCUACUAGUACUAUACCAGAAUGUUUCAGUGAACUAGAAACUAACUCAUCAGUAUCAUAUGCUGCUGUUCCGUUAGAGAACUCUACUAAUGGCCAGGUUGUAUUCUCUUAUGAUCUUUUAAGAGAUAGAAUGUUAGAUGACUCAUGCACUAUAGAUGGACAUCGUAUAAUUCCUCAAUUAGAAGUAAUUGGAGAACAAUAUGUUGCAAUUACCCAUUGCUUAAUUUCUCCUGUUGCUGAUAUCAAACUUAAAAAUAUUGAAGAUUUCAAAUUAGUUAGAGUCUUCAGUCAUCCUCAAGUUUGGGGUCAAGUUGCCAAAUAUAUGAGUAAAUUGAAAAAUCAAUGUCCUAAUACAAAAUUUGAGACUAUAGAUACCAGUUCCACAUCAGAUGCAGUUCUAAGGGCUAUCGAGAAACAAAAAACUGAUCAAACAUCACAACCGGGUGACAUUUUAAAUAUUGCCAUUGCAGGAGAAACUGCGGCACAUCUAUAUGACGCACACAUUGUAGAUGAUGCUAUUAAUGAUAGAUUAGGAAACACAACUAGAUUCUUAAUUUUAAAGAAACUAGAUGAUAAGGAAUAUCCUCCACAACCACCAAACGUCAGUAAAAUGCAUGUGAACUUAUUAAUGUUUACAUUAGAACUAGAUGAUCCUGGUUCCUUAGUAGAUGUCUUAAAUGUUCUUAAAGAAUACUCGUUAAAUAUGUCUUCUAUUAGCUCAAGACCGUACAACAGCGGACAAAAUGAUAGAAAAUGGCAAUAUAUUUUUUAUAUAGAAUAUGACUCUGAUCCUCAAAAUACUAAUAUGAAGACAUUCUAUGAGGAGAUUAAUGAAAGGUGUGUUAAGUGGUGUCUAUGGGGGUCAUUUCCAAGAAAUGAAAAAUAUUACCAAUGA